Molecule: messenger RNA, 1372 nt
Organism: Symbiodinium pilosum
Lineage: Eukaryota; Dinophyceae; Suessiales; Symbiodiniaceae
Source: the annotation of a GenBank genome assembly
AUGCAUGUUCAGGACAUCAGCCGACUGUGCAACGCCUUGGGCGUGGACGCGGAUGUGUGCACGGCAGAGUACAUCAAGCUUGUGGGCGUCGCGGAAGAGCAGCACCGCAACUUGCGCUGCACAAACUUCGAGGCAUGGCGGGCAGCUCUGAAACGGACGCAGCGGGCUCGGGCAUCUUAUCCGGUGACGGCUUUGACUCCAUUGCUUGCAGCUUUCGGCAGCUUUACUUGUUCCAGCUCGGGCGUUGAACAAAACUUCUCUGUUGUCAAAGCACUCUCGCCAAAGCAGCGCAACUUGAGCGUUCAACACGAAGUUGACCAGUUACAAAUCAAGCUGGCCGAAAUUAGUGAGUCUGAUGAAGCACGCCUUUUCAAGGAAGCCGCUGCAGUGUGGGUGAGAUUGUACGGACGACGCCUUCAUGGCUAUUUCAAGGAAGCGAAGCCUGAGGAGCCUGGAGCACAGAAAUCACUUGCGGUGGUGUUGCGCGAGAGGCGCAAAGACGUGCAGCGUCUGGCGGCAGCGGGGGCUGCCAUCAAUUUGGACCCAGCAGUCCUUUUUGCUGAGGCCAAGGCCCUGGCAGGUGAUGCUUGGACGAAUAAGCAGAGCAAUGAAUGCAAGCGUCAGGACGACGUUUUGCAGGUGAAGCAACUCGAAGCAGCAGCUCGGUGCCAUUUGCUGAACCAUGAGAGGGCAGAAGACAUAGACGAGCAAGUGUCACUUUUCUACGCUGCAGAGGACAAGAACCGAGCCGCUAGAGCGCGCUUGGAGGAUCGCAUGUCAGAGAGGCUGGCGCGGCCAGAUUUCCACCUGUUUGGCCAGAGUGUUGUGUGCACGCCUGGCUUGUUCACCCAGGUUCAGGAGGCGGAAAUUCGGCUGAGGCACCAAAUGCGACCUGCGUACGGGGAUGAGGUGGAUAUAUUCGUCGUUCCCGAUGUUGCUGAGGCACACCCCGCCGUCAAAUUGGCUGCCUGUUUGCAAGGUAACAUGAUCGCCAAUCCGGUGUUCUUCUCAUCUGGUGGCAAGCAAGGAUGCGCUGUUGCGUUCGCUCCUGCCAUCCUCACGCAGCGGUUCGUCUACAUGUCCUAUGAUUUCAGGGCCCAGCAUCCACAGUGCAGUGCUGUGAUCCGGCGCGUCCAGCAAGGGAACAGGCGAUGCAAAUGGAAGGUGCUCGACACAUUGGCGGACUGGCUUCAGCGCCAAGUCGAUGCGCCCAAGAAAGCUUCAUUCCAUUGGGCGUUGCUGGCCGACCGUGAGAAAGCCGCGCAGCCAGCGUUGGCCGCGCACAAGUAUGCUCUGACCUUUGACAUGUUAUUGCAGCUUGUAAACAAGAUUGAUUACUCCAGAUCAGCGCUGGGGAUAGGCAGUGCGAGCU